Molecule: messenger RNA, 413 nt
Organism: Octopus sinensis (East Asian common octopus)
Lineage: Eukaryota; Metazoa; Mollusca; Cephalopoda; Octopoda; Octopodidae
Product: DNA-directed RNA polymerase III subunit RPC10
Exons: 3
Coding region: 31-357 (108 amino acids)
Biological process (GO): termination of RNA polymerase III transcription; DNA-templated transcription
Cellular component (GO): RNA polymerase III complex
Molecular function (GO): nucleic acid binding; zinc ion binding; DNA-directed RNA polymerase activity
Source: RefSeq, a predicted model, not a curated record
UAUGACCACAGUACACAUCCAAUGUAAACCAUGCUUGUUUUCUGUCCUGUCUGUGCUAAUGUUUUGGUCGUGGAAGAAGGACCCAACUGUUAUCGGUUUGGUUGUCACACAUGCCCUUACAUACAGAACAUUACACGAAUGGUUAAAUAUCGCAAAUAUCCAAAACUCAAAGAAGUAGAUGAUGUGCUAGGAGGUGCUUCAGCCUGGGAAAAUGUUGACUCUACUCAAGAAACUUGUCCCAAGUGUGAGCAUGGACGAGCCUAUUUCAUGCAGAUUCAGACUCGGUCAGCUGAUGAACCUAUGACAACAUUUUACAAAUGCUGUAAUGUAGAGUGUGCACACCGAUGGAAAGACUGAAGGUUCUGCUAUAAUUUUACUUUUGUAUAUUUUGUAAAUAAACUAUUUUCAUGAAA